Boeremia exigua is the source of this 867-nucleotide messenger RNA. RefSeq lists its product as uncharacterized. The coding region runs from base 191 to 463 and encodes 90 amino acids. The record is from RefSeq and is a predicted model, not a curated record. The transcript has a single exon. Lineage: Eukaryota; Fungi; Ascomycota; Dothideomycetes; Pleosporales; Didymellaceae.
AUUGCGAGGGCAUCUGAGCAGGCAGCUCCUAGAUCUUGGGCAAAGACACCCAUUUCCAAUCGCAUGUGGUGGCUUACUAUUUCAUAAGUGCCUUUUACCCCGUGCGCCAGUGCUCGCAUAAGGGCUACGAAUUAGAUUAUACUCGUGUGAUGGUCACCACUGCUAUAAUACAACCUCUCCACACCUGGUUAUGAAACUAAAAUUCAUGUUCCGAGAUUUCUACAGCUCCGCUGUCGUAAGCCUCCCACUUGCACACGUCAGUAUCGCUAUCACUUCCGUCUCGUCUAUAGUCCCUUGCUACCAAACGCUCUCGUCUUGUUGGAAGCGGUCAGAAGGGGUUGCUCUGACGGUACUUCUGCUCGAAAGCAUGGUCCCUAGUGGAAGCGUACACGGAGACUGGACGCAGUACGAGCGAAAAGUCGUCAACGAGGGCAGAAACACAUAUAAGGCCGGCAGAGAUUGACUGGAUGAUAGAUGCACGUUGUCACAGAAAUGCGACAGAACUAAGCACCGGUUUGAGGCAGCAUGCAAGAUACUGCGCAUGGAAGAUACUGGAUCCCGCUAUAACCGACCAUGGCUUUGGAGUCUCAAACAAGUAGCAGCACGGUGGUCUGACCCUAGGCAGCUAACAAAAUUCUCAAUAGUAUGCAUGUCCUCGCCGUCAGCAGGCAAUCACGAGUGGGGCUGAAUCGAGGUGCUUGGUUGGGCUCUCAUAAUCGGGCUGCAACAAUCGUCGACGAUGCUUACUCUGAAUGCGCCUUGUUGUUUGAGAUGAGACCUGGAGCGUAGUUGCAGACCGGUCGAAAGGCCAUCAAAGGCCCGCAACGCUCCAAUGUGAUGUUGCUGCGCUGUACACGACUGAGCGAC